AUGGCGCGUGUUAAGCAAGCUAAACCUAUCGAGAGACAGACUUCGUCAGAGUAUAUCUCGCAUCAGAAUUCAACACCAAAGAAGAAUGAUAGCGAUGUAGCAGUACGGUCUAAUGGCGUUGCUACCAAAGCAGCUCCCGCGCUGGCGUCGUCGAAGAAGGACGCGGGUGUAGCGCAGUUGGUGGUUGCUGUUGCUGGUAUCUACGGGUCCUUCCUCACAUGGGCCUACCUCCAAGAGAAACUCACGACGACACCCCACGGCGCACCUGGCGCGACCGAAGUGUUCAAGUACCCGGUGUUCCUGAACACGAUCCAGUCGCUCUUCGCCGCGACGACGGGAGCUAUCUACCUCUAUGCCAGCACGCCGCGCGGACACGCCAUCCCGCCCAUCAUCCCCUCGCGCCGCAUUCUCGGACCCCUCCUCCUCGUCGCCCUCACCAGCUCCCUCGCCAGCCCCUUCGGCUACGCCAGUCUCGCCCACAUCGACUACAUCACCUUCCUGCUCGCCAAGAGCUGCAAGCUGCUUCCGGUAAUGCUGCUCCACGUCACCGUCUUCCGCCGCCGGUACCCGCUGUACAAGUACCUAGUCGUGGCCGCCGUCACCGCUGGCGUUGCAGUUUUCACGCUGCACUCGGGCAAGAGUCAUAAGAAAAGCAGUGGCGCUGGGCUGGGUGGAAAUAGCACUUGGGGCCUGUUGCUGCUGGGCAUUAAUCUCCUCUUUGACGGCCUUACGAAUAGUACCCAGGACUACAUCUUCGGCGCCUUCCAGCCGUAUUCUGGGCCCCAGAUGAUGUGUGCGAAUAACUUGAUGAGCACCGCUGUUACCGCUGCGUACUUGGUCCUGAGCCCGUGGCUUGCGCGCACCGGGGCCGGCGAGUGGCUCGGCGUGGAUGUUGCGGGGGGUGCGGGCGAGCUUGAGGCUGCGCUGGGGUUCAUGGCACGGCACCCGGGUGUCUGGGCUGAUGUAUUGGGGUUCGCGGCGUGCGGUGCCGUCGGACAGGUUUUCAUCUUCUACACACUCUCCACCUUCUCCUCAGUCCUCCUAGUCACGGUAACAGUCACGCGCAAAAUGUUCACCAUGAUCCUAUCAGUGGUUGCCUUCGGCCACCGCCUCACACGCAUGCAAGUCCUCGGCGUCGGGCUCGUCUUCGGCGGCAUCGGCGUCGAGGCUGCGAUCGCUCGCCAGGAGAAACUAGCUAAGGAGGCGGCGAAGCGGAGGGCGGUUGAAGAGAGCGGGGGGAAGAAAGGGCAGUGA
Messenger RNA from Daldinia childiae, 1254 nucleotides. Its product is annotated as UDP-galactose transporter like protein 1. Gene Ontology annotation, biological process: UDP-galactose transmembrane transport. Gene Ontology annotation, cellular component: endoplasmic reticulum membrane; Golgi membrane. The transcript has 3 exons. The coding region runs from base 1 to 1254 and encodes 417 amino acids. NCBI's taxonomy places the organism in Eukaryota, Fungi, Ascomycota, Sordariomycetes, Xylariales, Hypoxylaceae. Gene Ontology annotation, molecular function: UDP-glucose transmembrane transporter activity; UDP-galactose transmembrane transporter activity. The record is from RefSeq and is a predicted model, not a curated record.